This is a messenger RNA of Pochonia chlamydosporia 170, 1539 nucleotides long. Its product is annotated as MFS transporter. The coding region runs from base 1 to 1539 and encodes 512 amino acids. Gene Ontology annotation, biological process: transmembrane transport. Gene Ontology annotation, molecular function: transmembrane transporter activity. The record is from RefSeq and is a predicted model, not a curated record. The transcript is spliced from 2 exons. NCBI's taxonomy places the organism in Eukaryota, Fungi, Ascomycota, Sordariomycetes, Hypocreales, Clavicipitaceae. Gene Ontology annotation, cellular component: membrane.
AUGAGCUCCGAGCCCAGCGACAAGAAAUCUCACGAUGAGGAAACGCCCGUAGGAGAUGGCGGGCAGAUAAUGCAGCGAUUAUCGACGACAGAGUCCAUCUGGAUCGCUGAAUCACUUCCUUUCGGGCGAGAAGCUCUCUUCGUCGCGGUAGUUUGCAUGGCCCAAUUCUGUACGCAAUCCGCAUACAUGGGCACACUGGUCCUCCUCCGCACCAUCGGCGAAAGCUUUCACAUUAAUUCACCUCCCCGACUCGCCUGGCUCGUAGCAGGCUACUCACUCACCGUCGGGACAUUCAUCCUCAUCUCCGGCCGCCUCGGCGAUGUCUUUGGCUACAAGCGCAUGCUCCUCACCGGACUGACCUGGUUUUCUCUGUGGUCCAUGAUCGCCGGACUCAGCGUCUACUCUAACUACACGCUCGCCGUGUUUUCUCGCGUCCUCCAAGGCAUCGGCCCGGCAAUCUGUCUUCCCAACGCGCUGGCUAUCUUUGGAGCUGCGUACCCGCCUGGCCACCGAAAGGCAAUGGUAUUUGCGUUCUUCGGCGCGGUAGCCCCCAUUGGCGGUGUUUUCGGUGGAAUUUUCGCUUCGUUACUGACGCUGGCUUGGUGGCCGUGGGCGCUGUGGGCAAUGGCGAUUUGGUUGGCAAUCUUGGCGUUUAUAGGACGAUUUGCAAUUCCCGAUUUACCCCGGAAAUCGCCGCCUCCCAGAGGAUGGAAAGAUUGGAUUGAGACGCUAGAUCUAGGCGGUGCGUUUAUCGGCGUUGUCGCCUUGAUUCUGUUCAACUUUGCCUGGACACAAGCACCUAUUGCCGGCUGGGGAACACCGACGGUCAUUGUUCCUCUCGUUUUGGGCAUCUUGCUCUUUGCUGUUUUUGCAUUUGUCGAAUUCCGAAUUAGCUCGAAACCCUUACUACCCUUUUCCGCCGUCAAUGCGGACGUGGCAUUUGUUCUGGCAGCCGUGGCAUGCGGAUGGGCUACCUUUGGCAUCUUCACGCUCUACCUCGUCCAAAUCCUUCAGGAUAUCCGAGGUCUGUCGCCUCUCCUCACGACGACGUGGUUCAUCCCCGUCAUCUUCUCUGGUGCCUGUGCUGCCGUGGUGACGGGCAAGUUACUUGGUCCACUGCAAGUCAAGCCGCCGUAUGUCAUGACUCUAGCUCUUCUUGCGUUUACAAUCGGUGCCCUUUUGACGGCCUUGGCGCCCGCGCACCAAACAUACUGGGGUCAGACGUUUGUGGCGAUGCUCGUCAUGCCGUUUGGAAUGGACAUGAGCUUCCCUGCAGCGACCUUGAUUUUGUCGAAUGCGGUGCCGAAGCAGCACCAGGGCGUUGGGGCGAGCCUGGUCAACACGGUGGUCAAUUACGGAAUUGCAUUGGGCGUUGGAUUUGCAGGUACAGUGGAAGUACAUGUCCAUGGUAAGGGGGAAACAAUGGACGAGAAACUGAGAGGAUUUAGGGGGGCGUUAUUCAUGGGUGUAGGAUUGGCUGGGCUGGGGCUUGUCGUAAGUCUUGUGUUUUUGGCGAGAGAGCGAUUGUCAAGAAGAUAG